UUUGUAGUUGCCGCCAUAACAAAUAGGCGCCACUUUUUAUUAUACGACAGUAUAAAGCACGUGCAAUAACUAAGUAAGCGUACGCCACUCUCAAUAAGCACACAAAUCGUUACUUCAUGAGACGCAUCUAUCUACAGAAAGAUAUUGAUGUCAAGAAGAUAAAAUGUUGAGCAUUUUGAAAUGCGCUUCGCUGCGCCAGAAAAUUCCAACAUGCAUGAAGAGUGUUCUUGUUAACUCUGUGAGGAACAUGAAUCUACAUAUAAAAAAACCCAGACCUAGGAUAAUAGAUAUCCUCAGGACUAAGGAUAAUAUACCACCAAAUUUUGAUUUAAUAUACAGAACAAGCGCAGAAAAAUUUUGGAUCUAUACUGAUUAUGCAUCCACUAUUAUGUUAGUCUUUAUGGGCACCCUUUCAGUCUAUGUAGUGUUUUCAAUGGAAAAUCUAGAGUUUCCUCUUGUGGAUAACAAGAGGGAAUUUAUAAUUGUAAAACAAAAAUAUCAGCUAGUACUUCCAUUUUUAAUAACUUACUGUUUACUCAUUGCUGCAAAAGUUUUUUCUUACAAGUUCACAAGGAGAAUUUAUUUUGAUGGCGAUUCUACAUAUAAGGCAGUAUUUAAUGGUUUACUGCCUUUUCAAAAGAGAAUUAUGACUAUUUCUAAAGGAACUGUUAAAAAGGCAAAACCAUCUGAGAUAUUGUCUUGGAAGCAUUAUCAAUAUCUAGUAAAUGGUCACAAAAUCUAUUUGGUUGAGAAUGAUUUUCUAAGUUCCGCUGAAUUAUAUAAUUUCUGUCCUGAGGCUGAAUAUUCUCUAUAAGCAUUUACAUUUAUUAACGCAUUGUAGUAUAUGUUAGAAAAUAUGUAUAUGUAGUAUAUAUUGUAAUAUAAGAGUGAUUUGAGUGUUAAGAUUAAGAGCCACUUUCAAGAAAUGUUAACUAUUAAUUCAUACAAAUAUGAAUAUUACCAAAUUUCAUGCUGCGCAGCUAAUGUGGCCAACUGAUUACAUUAGUACAUAUUUACUGAUUGUUUUAGUUAAAUAAAUUUGGAGCGCAGAAUAAACUUUCUUUUCCAAAA
This is a messenger RNA of Cephus cinctus (wheat stem sawfly), 1071 nucleotides long. RefSeq lists its product as uncharacterized. The transcript has 2 exons. NCBI's taxonomy places the organism in Eukaryota, Metazoa, Arthropoda, Insecta, Hymenoptera, Cephidae. The coding region runs from base 164 to 814 and encodes 216 amino acids. The record is from RefSeq and is a predicted model, not a curated record.